CUUCCGGUGUUCCGGCAUGGGACCGAGCUUGUGGGUUAGGAUUGAGGCUCCGACGGGGUCUCCUCGUCUGUGGGAUACACGUGACAAUUGCGACUCUGCUGAUUCGAUGCUGUUGUCGCUGGUGUGUUGAAGCACAGCUGCAGAAUUUAGGGUUUUAGUGAGGUUGAUGAUGUCGUGAGUGUUGGUUGUGAGGGGUGGACUGAGGAGGAGAAGGGUUGGCAGCGAUGGCGUGGACAUUGGGGGUAUUUCCAGUACCUGCUGCGUGGCGGGUGCCGGGAAGAGUGGAGCGUGGGUUCAGGUGCUUGGGAGUGCCCGUGUUUCGUAGGAAUUCCGAUGGGUUUUGGUCUUUGAGGUGUAGCGCGGAUGGGAGUGGUGGUGAAAGUGUGGUGUUGGAGGAGAAGAAGGACGUCGCCGUUCAUGCUGGAUCAUCGUCCUCGCAUUUGAAUGCGGCUGAUGUUUUGUUGGCUGACGACAAGUUUCGUGGAUGGUAUGGGGUCGAGGAGGAACAGAAGGAAAAGGGUACAUUGAGAAUGGGAGUCAUGCAAGUGGCCACUGGAUUUGUGCUUGCUCUCGGAUUUUCACUGCUCUACUACGUUUGGUGCCAAAAGCAAGGAAGGAAAGUUAUCCCAACCCUACCUACUUUUACGCAAAUACAGUUGCCAUCAUUUUCGAAGAGAUCACCGCAAGAGCUUGAGGAAGUCCAUGAUGAAAAUGUUGUUGAAGAUAAUGAAGAUACAAGUUCAAGAAAUAGCUCUAGGAAACAAGUCGAGGAUAGUGUUCAAUCUGAUGGGGGCAAAGCUGUGCAAAGUGAGGAUGCGGAGCAUAUUCACCUGAAGAGGGAACAACAGGCUGUGGAAGAAGAUGAAUUGAUCCCGAGUGAUGAAAGUGACGAGGAGCUUCAAAACACAGCUUUGGUGCAUUCGGGUUGGAGGCAAGAGUCAUUAUCACUGCAGGACUCAAAGAAUUCCAAAAGACAUGGCAAGGAUGAGUCUCAACUUUCUUCUUCGAAAUCCAGGGAGAUCAGGAGAUCUCAAGGAUUCAAGCAAAAAAUCUCAGGUAGACACGGGAAGGUAGUAGUGCCGGCUGUUGUAGACCGCAUGCAAGAGCAAGCCCUCGCUCUGCUACAGGCCUUGAAGGUUGUGGAAGAAGGCUCUGAUCCUCGGGCGAUCUGUAACCGUAGGGACUAUGCCCGUUGGAUCAUUGCUUCUAGUAGUACAUUGACCAGGAGCCCCUCUAAUAAAUUGUUUCCGGCCAUGUACAUAGAGGGUGUCACAGAACAAGCGUUUGCUGAUGUAAAUCCUUAUGAUCCUGAUUUCCCCUACAUUCAAGGCAUUGCUGAAGCUGGUCUUAUACUUAGCAAGUUAUCUCUCGUUAAUGAGGGCUUUGACAUACAUGAUACUGACUAUGAAGAGAUCAAUUUUUUCCCUGAUAGUCCAUUGACUCGUCGUGAUCUGGUGAGCUGGAAGAUGACUCUUGGCCGACGGUCUCUACCACCCAUCGACAAAGAGGCUAUUCAAGCAAAGACUGGCUUCCUUGAUAUUGACCGAAUUGACAGCACUCUGUGGCCCUUAUUAAGUGAUGAUCUCGACUCCGGGGAGAACAGCAUCAUAACGUCUGCAUUUGGGUUUACAAGAAGGUUUCAGCCGCACAAGGUCGUCACAAUUGGGCAAGCAGCGAUUGCUCUGGCAUGUGGGGACACCACUGAAAGAUAUGGUGAGGAGUUGGCAAUGCAGCGAGCGAAGCGGAUGGUAGACGAAGCCCUAGCAGCGGAUGGUGCAAUGGUAGCACAGAAACAGAAGGAAUUGAACGAACUCUUUGACGGACAAAUGGAUAUCGAGCGACGAGAGAUAGAGCAGGCUCAGCGGUGCUUCGAGGAAUUAAAGGCAGAGCUUGAACAUAUGAAAGUCGAAAGAGAUACAGAAAGGGAUGUGCUCUGGAAAGAAAAGGCUGCAGUUGAAUCUGAGAAGGAGAUUCUGCAACAUUUGAAAGAACAAGUCAAUGACCGACUGCAGGCGCUUACUACGCGUGAGACACAGGUUUCCAUCGAGCAAGAGAGAUUAAAAAAACUCGGAUCUAAGUGUGAAAGUCUCGAGGAAAAAUUAUCGAGCUUGAUGUCUGAAGUUGAAGUCGAGAAAGAAGCUCUUGUGCAAGCCAGGUUAUGGGCCGAGAAUGAAGCUCGGAAUGCGCGAACCUACGCCGAAGCUCUUGAAACGAUGCGGAAUCGGAGAGCCAGUCGAGAGCAAGGACCCAGUGCACUUACAGUUGCAGAUAGAAGUUGGCACUACAGUGCCAAAAAUGAGAUUGAAAAUUUUCUCCAUCGGGCCUCCAUUCAAGAUAUUAUUGAUAAGGGUGAGGACCAUAAAGCCAACAUCAGCACUGCACUCAUUCAAUCCUGGCAGUCAAUAUUAAGAGUGCUCAAUGGUUUUCUGCAGAGAGUUGGGGAGUUCUUACAAGAGAUCAGACGGAAGACCCAGCAUUACUGUCAUGUUACCUCCUCAUCCACUGGGAACCUACUUCAGGAUUCAGCAUAUGCUGUAAGUCAAAAGUUCCAAAAUUUGCAAGCCACAGCAUCCGAGUUUCCAGCCAAAGUAGGGGAUCAAACCAAGAAGGCAGCCAUCGAAUGCAAAGAUGGGGCCCAGAAGCUGUAUAGACAUUUCAAGCCUGGGUAGUGCUACCCUUGGACGUAACCUCGAGUUUAAUUUCAUUACAGGGAGUACAGAGAUAGCUCCAGAGAUUGGGGCAAUGAUUUCAGUCUGGGCUUGAACCCUAAUUAGAGAGCCUGAUGUAGUAAUCUUGUAUGUAUACGUUUACUGCUAUUUACAUACAUGUCAAGGGGAUCUUGCGGUCGACUAUUGUUGCUUGGUUCUAGUGAUAACGAGGAUUUUAUCAUCUCCUAAAUUGUUAUUUCUGCCUGUAAAAUACCUCCUAAUAUUUCUGCUUUUUGAAAUACCCUUCACCUUCUCAGAGGGUUGAUAGAUACACAUUAUUGUAGGAUUACCAUUUACUUUUUGUCCUGUUAUUCAACAGUUCUGAUUCCUUGUAA
Physcomitrium patens is the source of this 3043-nucleotide messenger RNA. RefSeq lists its product as uncharacterized. NCBI's taxonomy places the organism in Eukaryota, Viridiplantae, Streptophyta, Bryopsida, Funariales, Funariaceae. The record is from RefSeq and is a predicted model, not a curated record.